CUUAGUGCAAGGCAAGUUGCAUCAGAUUCCUUCACUAUCUGGAGCACUAAACCAGUCCACUGAUGUAGAGCAACAAACCCCCUUUACCUCUGAAGACUACAAGGCAGCAAGAAGAGAUUCUCCCAGAAAAAGUGUUUAAGCGGUAACUGGGUAUCUUGUUAGCAGAACAGAAAUGAAUAACUCAACGUACAUAAACUCUUCCACGGAAAAUGUGAUGGCUUUGGAGAGCCCCUAUAAAACUGUUGAGGUGGUCUUCAUCGUCCUGGUAGCAGGGUCUCUCAGUCUGGUCACCAUAAUUGGGAACAUCCUGGUCAUGGUGUCUAUCAAAGUCAACAGGCACCUCCAGACUGUGAACAACUAUUUCCUGUUCAGCUUGGCCUGCGCUGACUUGAUCAUCGGCAUCUUUUCAAUGAACCUGUACACCCUCUACACUGUGAUAGGCUACUGGCCCUUGGGGCCUGUGGUGUGUGACCUCUGGCUGGCUCUCGACUAUGUGGUCAGCAAUGCCUCUGUAAUGAACCUCCUCAUUAUCAGCUUUGACAGAUACUUUUGUGUCACCAAGCCUCUGACAUAUCCUGUGAAGCGGACCACUAAGAUGGCAGGAAUGAUGAUUGCAGCUGCCUGGGUCCUGUCCUUCAUCCUGUGGGCCCCUGCAAUUCUCUUCUGGCAAUUCAUCGUGGGAGGAAGGACUGUCCCAGAUGGGGACUGCUACAUUCAGUUUUUUUCCAACCCUGCUGUCACUUUUGGCACUGCCAUUGCAGCCUUCUAUUUGCCUGUUAUCAUCAUGACUGUCCUUUACUGGCAAAUCUCUCGAGCCAGUAAGAGUAGAAUAAAGAAGGGGAAAAAGGAAGCUGCCCAAAACCAAGAUACAGUUUCCCCCAGCCUUGUCCAAGGUAAAAUAGUGAAACCAAACAAUAACAACAUCCCGACCAGUGGAGAUGGGUUGGAGCACAGCAAAAUUCAAAAUGGAAAAACCAGUGAGGAGACUGUGACUGAUAACUGUGUUCAAGCGGAGAAAGAGAGCUCCAACGAGUCCACCUCUGUCAGUGUGGUUGCUUCCAACUUGAAAGAGGACGAAGCUACCAAAGAUGCCAGACAGGCUUCUGCCUCCCAAGACCAUCUUAAAGUGGAGAACUCCAAGCUGACGUGCAUCAGGAUAGUCACAAAGUCCCAAAAGCGAGACUGCUGCGCCCCUACCAACACCACCGUGGAGAUCGUAGGUACGAAUGAGGAGGAGAAGCAGAACAGUGUAGCCCGUAAAAUAGUCAAGAUGACAAAGCAGCCAGCCAAAAAGAAACCACCCCCCUCUAGAGAGAAAAAAGUGACCAGGACUAUUUUAGCCAUCCUUCUGGCCUUCAUCAUCACCUGGACCCCAUACAAUGUGAUGGUGCUCAUCAACAGCUUCUGCACAUCCUGCAUCCCUAACACUGUAUGGACCAUAGGCUACUGGCUCUGUUAUAUCAACAGCACCAUCAACCCUGCUUGUUACGCUCUCUGCAAUGCUACCUUCAAGAAGACCUUUAAGCACCUCCUUAUGUGUCAUUACAAAAAUAUAGGAGCUACAAGGUUUCGCUUCCCUUCUGAGUGAGAGUUCUGCGAGAUCUAGAUGUUGGUCUUGAAGAGCAGCUCUUCCUGGGUAACCCCUCCAGCUUCCCUGGCUGUCACCUUGCACACCACUGGCCCCAGGUGCCCUGCUUCAGGAACUGCCACAUCUUCACCUUGGGUUUGGCCAGAACAUUUCAGUGGUACAUCCACACCAUGUGCUGCACUGGCUACUUUUGUUUCACAUAGAAAUUGAGUAAACUGUGCCCUUGUUUCAAGAGAAAAAAACAACCAACUAAACAAACAAAAAACCUGCCACAAAAAGACAACCACCAACAAAAAACUUGCAGUUAGUGCUUCUUGCCCCUUCUUUUUUUUCCUCUACUAUUUCCAGAAAGAGGCCAAGACUGAAAAGUUCCAAUCAACCUCUGACAUUAGCCCUGCUGCAGCAGGAUCUGUCUCAUUGGCAACACAAGGGUAAUCUCUUGUACUGUCACAGGCCAGCCCUACCUUCACUCUCCAGAAGGAGAACAGCAGCCUGAAGAUGUCAGUCCAGUGGAAAAGAAGGAAAGAAAGGAAAGAAAAGAAAGGAAAGAAAAGAAAGGAAAGAAA
Molecule: messenger RNA, 2154 nt
Organism: Empidonax traillii (willow flycatcher)
Lineage: Eukaryota; Metazoa; Chordata; Aves; Passeriformes; Tyrannidae
Gene: CHRM2
Product: cholinergic receptor muscarinic 2
Exons: 3
Coding region: 173-1588 (471 amino acids)
Biological process (GO): adenylate cyclase-activating adrenergic receptor signaling pathway; regulation of heart contraction
Cellular component (GO): plasma membrane
Molecular function (GO): G protein-coupled acetylcholine receptor activity
Source: RefSeq, a predicted model, not a curated record